Molecule: messenger RNA, 606 nt
Organism: Gopherus flavomarginatus (Mexican gopher tortoise)
Lineage: Eukaryota; Metazoa; Chordata; Testudines; Testudinidae
Product: olfactory receptor 52B2-like
Exons: 1
Coding region: 1-606 (201 amino acids)
Biological process (GO): G protein-coupled receptor signaling pathway
Cellular component (GO): membrane
Molecular function (GO): olfactory receptor activity
Source: RefSeq, a predicted model, not a curated record
AUGGCGUUUGAUCGGUACGUUGCCAUCUGCGACCCCCUGAGAUACACCAUCAUACUAACCAAGUCUGUGAUCGGGAAGAUGGGGCUGGCAGUUGUCACGAGAACUUUCUGUAUCAUUUUCCCCAUCAACUUUCUCGUGAAGCUGCUGAAGUUCUGCAGAACCAAACUCCUGCCUCACACCUAUUGUGAGCACCUGGCCAUAGCCUGGCUGGCCUGUGACGACAUCACAGUCAGCGUCUGGUAUGGCAUAGCCAUGGCUAUUUUAGUAAUUGGUUUGGAUGCUGUGCUCAUUGCUGUAUCUUAUGGUCUGAUCCUCAGGGCCGUCUUCCGGUUCCCCUCCAAGGAUACCCGGCUCAAGGCUCUCCGCACCUGCAGCUCCCAUGUCUGUGUCAUACUGAUGUUCUACACACCAGCCUUUUUCCCCAUUUUUGCACACCAAUUUGGACACCUCAUUCCAGGUUAUAAUCUCAGCCUACUGACCAACCUCUAUGUGCUCAUUCCCCCCAUGUUAAACCGCAUCGUUUAUGGGGUGACAACAAAAGAGAUCCUGAAAUGGGUGAUCAAUGUGUUUCAUCAGUGGUGCAGGAGGAGCUCCCUGCUGAGCUAA